GCCAAUAGCAUAAGAGUUCUCACUCAGGUCAUUCACCUUUUCUCACUAGCAGCAGAUAUGAAGGUCAAUCGGGGAUCGAAAACUGAGGAUGCUCAUAACGAUGAUGAUGAUGUCAGUAGUGCUGCUGAUGAUGAUGAUGAUGAUGUUGAUGAUGAUGAUAAUGACGAUGAUGCUGCUGAUGAUAAUGAUGAUGGUGAGAUGAUGAUGAUGAUGAUGAUGAUGAUGAUGAUGAUGAUGAUGAUGAUGAUGAUAAUGAUGAUGAUGGCAACCGCCGAUGAUGAUGAUGAUGAUGAUGAUGAUGAUGAUGAUGAUGAUGAUGAUGAUGAUGAUGAUGACGGCGAUGAUAAAACCGAAGCUCGUGAUGAAGAUGCCCUCUUGCGAGCUGAUGAUAAAGUUGUCGCUGACGAACAUGCUGAUGAAGAAGCCCACUUACUAACUAAUGUUGUCCCAAUAAGAUGACGCAGAACCUUUCUUAAAACAAACGCGCUAGAUACGA
This is a messenger RNA of Chara braunii, 496 nucleotides long. NCBI's taxonomy places the organism in Eukaryota, Viridiplantae, Streptophyta, Charophyceae, Charales, Characeae. The record is from the annotation of a GenBank genome assembly.